Messenger RNA from Nicotiana tabacum (common tobacco), 1053 nucleotides. Lineage: Eukaryota; Viridiplantae; Streptophyta; Magnoliopsida; Solanales; Solanaceae. The record is from RefSeq and is a predicted model, not a curated record.
AUGGCAAAUUCCCUUCUUUUAAUUCUACAACUUUUAUGUAUUUUCUCAAGUACUUGCACUGCCCACAUACCAAAAUUUCCUGCUAUUUUUGCCUUUGGAGAUUCAUUGCUAGAUUCUGGCAAUAACAACUUUAUUCUAACUCUAUUUCAAGCCAAUCACCCACCCUAUGGACAAUCUUUUCCUAAUCAAGUCCCAACUGGGAGAUUUUCCAAUGGAAAACUUGUUUCAGAUUUCUUAGCCUUUUCUCUAGGAAUCAAGGACACUAUUCCUCCUUUUCUUGAUCCCAAUUUACCGGUCAGUGAGCUCAAAACGGGUGUUAGUUUUGCUUCUGCAGGUGCAGGAUUUGAUGAUUUGACAAACGUUAAAACUCAGGGAAUUCCAAUUUUCACACAAGUGGAGAACUUCAAGAAGUUCAUUGAAAAAUUAAAGGGGGUUGUAGGAGAAAAGGAGGCUUUGGACAUAAUUAAGGAUGCUCUAGUUCUAAUUAUGGCUGGAAGUAAUGACAUUGCUUUAAGUUUGAAUAAUGGAUUCCUAAGACGGCUUGAACUUGGCCUAAGUGGCUAUCAUGAUUUCUUGCACCAAAGGCUUGAAGAGAUUAUCAAGAGACUGUAUGAUAACGGAUGCCGGAACGUGCUGAUAACAGGGCUGCCUCCCCUCGGAUGUAUACCUGCUCAAAUGACUGCAAGAUCAAGCUUUAAUCGUCAGUGUAUUCAAAACCUGAAUUCAGAAGCUCAAUCUUAUAAUCAGAAACUUACUGAAAUAUUGCCUCGAAUUCAGGGCACAUUUCCUGGGAGCAAACUUGUCUAUGCCGAUUUAUACCAGCCUUUGAUUGACAUGAAUACUAAUCCUCAAAAAUAUGGAUAUUUGGAGGUAGGGAGAGGAUGUUGUGGGACUGGGCUAUUUGAAGUUGGAUGGUUGUGUAAUCAUCUAACUCCAAUAUGCUCAAAUGCAAGUCAGUUCUUAUAUUUUGAUGCUAUUCAUCCAACCGAGUUGGCCUACCACUCCAUCUCUGAUUAUUUCAUGACCACUGCCAUUCCUCUAUUUUUAGAAUAA